Messenger RNA from Microcebus murinus (gray mouse lemur), 1376 nucleotides. It is a transcript of the gene NUDT19, whose product is annotated as nudix hydrolase 19. Gene Ontology annotation, cellular component: mitochondrion. NCBI's taxonomy places the organism in Eukaryota, Metazoa, Chordata, Mammalia, Primates, Cheirogaleidae. Gene Ontology annotation, molecular function: hydrolase activity, acting on acid anhydrides, in phosphorus-containing anhydrides. The record is from RefSeq and is a predicted model, not a curated record.
AUGAGCGGCCCCCUGCGGCCGGGCCCCAGCGGCUGGCGGCGGGCGGCCACUGUGGUGCUGGCGGGCGGACGCGCCGGCGCCGCGCGCGCGCCGUCCGCCGUCCCGCCGCCCCGAGGGCUUCCGGCGCUGCUGCUGCGCCGCUCGGCGAGCCAGGGCUUCAUGCCGGGCGCGCACGUGUUCCCGGCGCUGCUGGACGCGGCCGACCGCGCGGCCGAGUGGCGCCGGCUCCUCGCGCCACCGGCGCGCGCCCGCCUGGGCCCCGCGCCGCCCGACGGGGACGCGGACGCCGCGGCGCUGCCCGAUGACGUCGCCUUCCGCAUCUGCGCCAUCCGCGAGGCCUUCGAGGAGGCGGGGGUGCUGCUGCUGAGGCCGAGGGGCGCCCCGCCGGCGCCCGCGCCCGCGCCCGGCCGCGCCCUCGACCCGCCGCCCGGCCUGGACGCCUGGCGCGAGCGCGUGCGCCGGGACGCGCGCCGCUUCCUGCACCUGUGCGCGCACCUGGACUGCGCGCCCGACGUCUGGGCGCUGCACGCCUGGGGCGGCUGGCGCACCCCCUUCUCGCGCGGCCUCUCGCGCCGCUUCGACACCGCCUUCUUCCUGUGCUGCCUGCGCGAGCCGCCGCCCGUCCUCCCCGACGCGGCCGAGGUGGUGGGCUGCCAGUGGCUCUCUCCAUCUGAGGCGACUCACAGUUUCCUGUCAAAAGAGAUUUGGUUGGCACCCCCGCAGUUCUACGAAUUAAGACGACUUGAAAACUUCGCCUCUCUGUCUGACUUGCACAAGUUUUGUUUGGAUGGUGCAUUAGAAGGGCUGGAAAGGUGGCUGCCGGUGACAUUGGUGACAGCUGAUGGGAUGCUCCAGCUUUUACCAGGCGAUGAGCUGUACGUAGAAGAUGCAGACUCAUUAGAAGAGGUUUUGUCUACUGAAAAAAAGACUGAAGAAAUCAUGAAGGAAGGCAAGAAAUUUCACCGAAUAGUGAUGUACAACAAAUAUCUCUAUAAUCUCCACGUGACUAUUUCAUCAGAGAAUAAACACAUUUACCCUAAGAACUACGUAGUAGGAGCAAGCCGUUUGUAGGGUGCCUACUUGCAGUGUCCUAAUGAGUAAGGAAGGGUGACUACAUUUUCCUGAAACCUUGGAACUUUGUGCCUAUAAAGGUUGUUUCUUACUUCGGGUGUUUUAUGGAGCUCUCUUGCUUAUUGUAUUCUUUUAACCUUACAGUGUGCCACAAGUAUAAAGUUUAUAAAGUAUAAAUGAUCUUGUUACCAAAACAAAAAAAUUUCACAAGGGUUCCCACUGCUAUAUGGCUUUUUUUGUUUGUUUGAGACAGAGUCUUACUCUGUCACCUGGGCUAGAGUGCCAUGGCGUCAUCAUAGCUCACU